Solea senegalensis (Senegalese sole) is the source of this 2819-nucleotide messenger RNA. It is a transcript of the gene trpv4, whose product is annotated as transient receptor potential cation channel, subfamily V, member 4. Gene Ontology annotation, biological process: osmosensory signaling pathway; calcium ion import across plasma membrane; actin filament organization. Lineage: Eukaryota; Metazoa; Chordata; Actinopteri; Pleuronectiformes; Soleidae. The record is from RefSeq and is a predicted model, not a curated record. Gene Ontology annotation, molecular function: protein binding; calcium channel activity. Gene Ontology annotation, cellular component: cilium; membrane. Bases 315 to 2768 code for a protein of 817 amino acids. The transcript is spliced from 14 exons.
GCAAACUUGUCCCACCCAAAGCCUGUGAAAGCAUCCGUUGUUCUACGGGACUUUACCGGACACAUGGAGCAAAGCAAAGCCGCAGUGAAGUCAACGCUCUGAGAGGAGUCACGUUAGACCCGCAGAGGAGGGACCGGAGCAGAGACUCAGUUAGUUUGAGCGUUUUCUAAACGAUAGAAAAGACGACACCUUAAAGUGUUUUAAAAAGAAAGCAAAGGUCAACUCACUGUAGCAAGUUUCAGUGUCCACAUGCUUCAGCAUCAUUUCCCUGGAUUCCCUGAAGAGGAAUUUGACACACCAUUGUGAUAAAAGGGAUGAAUGAGGGUCGUUCUGCUCUCUUCAGGAGGUGCCACCUUGCCUUGUCCAAGGCAGACACCCUCACCUCUGCUCCUGCCAAAGCCGAGCUCUCUGUGGACGCGGGCGAUGGUGGGUCCGCUCAGCCGGAGAGCGACGCGGCGUUCCCCCUCUCUGAGCUCUCGCACUUGUUUGAGAGUGAGGAUGCCGCCCCGUCGACCCAGGACACGAGUCAGGACUCUGCCCUGGAGGUGGUUCAGCCCGGCCAGGUGGCGGACAGUCGACAGAACCUGCGGAUGAAGUUCCAGGGUGCUUUCAAGAAGGGCAUUUCCAAUCCCAUGGACCUACUGGAGUCCACCAUAUACGAGUCAAACGUAGUUCCAGGCCCCAAGAAAGCGCCCAUGGACUCACUCUUUGACUAUGGCACCUAUGGUCACAUGAGCAACCAGAAGAGACGCAGGAAGAAGCUUCCAAGAGGUAAAACGGCGACAUCCGGUGAAGACGAUCAAAGCUCAGAUCCGCCGAAGGUCGUGAAGACAUUCAACCGCUCUGUCCUCUUUGACUGUGUCUCGCGUGGAGACCCGGCGGCGCUCGACGGCCUGCUGGAGUACCUGCAGAGUCACGACAAGCGGCUGACUGACGAGGAGUUCAGAGAACCAUCCACGGGUAAGACGUGUCUGCCUAAAGCCCUGAUGAACCUUUACGGUGGUCGGAACGACACCAUCCCGCUGAUGGUUGACAUCGCGGAGAAGACUGGAAACCUCCGAGAGUUCCUGAAUUCACCAUUCAGGGAUCUCUACUACAGAGGCCAGACGGCGCUCCACAUCGCUAUAGAGCGACGCUGCAAACAGUACGUGGAGCUGCUGGUGGAGAAGGGAGCUGAUGUUCAUGCCCAGGCACGAGGACGCUUCUUCCAGCCUAAAGAUGAAGGAGGCUACUUCUACUUUGGUGAGCUGCCUCUCUCGCUGGCUGCAUGCACGAACCAGCCCGACAUAGUGCACUACCUGACCGAGAAUCCGCACAAGAAAGCUGACCUGCGGCGCCAGGACUCACGUGGAAACACAGUGUUGCACGCUCUGGUGCACAUCGCCGACAACACCAAGGACAACACGCGCUUCCUCACCAAGAUGUACGACGUGCUGCUCAUCAAGAGCGCAAAGCUCUACCCAGACUGCAGCCUGGAGACGGUGCUCAACAGUGACGGCAUGUCACCGCUCAUGAUGGCGGCCAAACUGGGAAAAAUAGGGGUUUUUCAGCACAUCAUCCGGCGUGAGAUCAAAGAUGAGGAGGUCCGUCACCUGUCACGGAAGUUUAAGGACUGGGCUUAUGGUCCAGUUUACUCAUCUCUCUAUGAUCUGUCUUCACUGGACACAUGUGGAGAGGAACCAUCAGUGCUGGAAAUCCUUGUCUACAACAGUCGAAAUGAGAACCGCCACGAGAUGCUGGCAGUGGAGCCCAUCAAUGAGCUGCUGCGUGCCAAGUGGCAGAAGUUUGCCGCUGUCACCUUUUACAUCAGUGUCGUUUCCUACCUCAUCACCAUGAUCAUCUUCACACUCGUGGCUUAUUACCACCCGACACACGGCACGCCUCCGUACCCCUACAUCUCCUCCUCUGAUUACCUGCGGAUGGCGGGCGAGAUCGUCACCUUGGCGUCAGGAAUCUUCUUUUUCCUCACCAACAUUAAAGACGUUUUCCUGAAGAAGUGUCCUGGGGUGAAGUCUUUAUUUAUUGAUGGAUCCUUUCAGCUGCUCUAUUUCAUCUACUCUGUACUGAUCGUAGUCACAGCUGCUCUCUACCUGUCGGGCAUUAAAGCCUACGUGUCAGUGAUGGUGUUUGCACUUGUGCUGGGCUGGAUGAACACACUUUACUUCACCAGAGGCCUAAAGCUCACUGGCACCUACAGUAUAAUGAUACAGAAGAUUCUUUUCAAAGACCUUUUCAGAUUCCUGCUGGUGUAUGUGCUCUUCAUGAUUGGAUAUGCAUCAGCUCUGGUGUCCCUGCUGAUAGAGUGUCCUCCACCAGGAACUGAGUGUGACGGGGACUGUCCUACCUACCCCAAGUGCAGGGAGCCGGACACUUUUAGCACCUUCCUGCUGGACCUUUUCAAACUCACCAUUGGGAUGGGAGAGCUGGAUAUGAUCCAUGGCGCACAGUAUCCUGCAGUCUUCCUCAUCCUGUUGGUGACUUAUAUUAUCCUGACAUUUGUGCUGCUGCUCAACAUGUUGAUCGCUCUGAUGGGGGAGACGGUGGGACAGGUGUCGAAGGAAAGCAAGAAGAUCUGGAAGCUUCAGGUGAUGUGGUGUUUAUGGAUGUCCAGACUUUUACUAAACUGCUCACUGCAGCUCAAUAAACUCCCCUCUGGGAAGGGCAACCUGAACAACUACAGCAGGAACAACUUCUAUUCCUGCUCCUCCACUGGUAGCAAUUCAUGUUAUAGUAUGUCGUCCAAAAUCGAGCCAAAAGUUCAUACUUGAGUGUGUCGUCCAAAAGGAACCAAAAAUUCAUAGUUUAAUAUGUCGUCCAAA